AUUUUCUUUAGAAAAGAAUAUGCUGGAUGAUAUUUCUAGUUCUAAGAGCAUUUUAGAGUAAGAUCUUGGGCCUGAAAAUUAGUCUCAUUUCUUAGAAAAGUAUUUUUAUGACUUGAUUACUGAUAAUUGUGAUCAAAUAUUAACAAAUACUUUGUAUAGAACCUUAAUAGAGCAAAUUUAAGAUAAGAAAACUUUAGAAACAAUCUUAAGCAGAUAUAUUUAAGAAUAAAUUGAUUUGUAAUAUCGUUAAAAGAUUCAUUCCAAAUACUUUUUUGCAAAAUCAGCUGUUUCUUUUAAAAAAUUAAUCUAAUAAUUUAAGCAAUUAUUAGUUCCAGAAGAAAAUGUUAGUCAGACUAGUAGCACAUUAAGUUAAUCAAUUGAAAAAAAAAAUAAAGGUGGAUUUCUUCAAAAUUCAGAAUUCAUAGAACUCUAUGAAAACGAAUAUUUUAAAGAUUUUGGAGAAUUAAACAAAGGAGAAUUAAUCUAUAUAGAUGUUAGGUUUCGUAUUACAAAUUCAUAAUUAAAAGAAGAAUUAUACAAAAUAAGAUCUCAUAUCUUAAAAUAAUUGUUAUAUUAAACAAGCACUGAUGAAAAGUAAUUAAUAUCUUUUGAUAUAGUUUCUUUUAAACAUUUAAUGAUUAUUAUAAAUAAAAAACAAUCACAGUCCUUUUGUUUGUUAAUGGAGAUAUUAAUUUUGAUUAUGAAAAGUAUUUUGAUUUAAAGGAAUUAUAUGUUGGAUAGAAAAAAUUCUAAAUUAAAUUGAAAGUAAGUUCUAUAUAUAUUUUAAAGGUUUGUUAUAUUUCAGCAAAUAGACUAUAUUCUAAUUUUUGUAUUUAAAACAACAUUAUAAGUCAUACUAUCACUUAAUAGAAUAUGGCAUUUUAUGAAUUAAAAAGAUAUGGAUAAUGCAAAGUAAUUAUCAAUAAAACUAUUGGGGAAUUAAGAAAAAUGAAAUAAAAAGCAAAUUAUAGUAUUUUUAAAGACUAUAAAUUUUAUGUUUUGAUUGGAGGAAUUGCAACAGUUGGAUUAUUAUGGAAUACAUUUUCUAAACAGCAGAAUAAAAAUGUUGGAAAAUUAUUGAGAUAAUCAUGA
Molecule: messenger RNA, 1092 nt
Organism: Paramecium sonneborni
Lineage: Eukaryota; Ciliophora; Oligohymenophorea; Peniculida; Parameciidae
Source: the annotation of a GenBank genome assembly